AUGAUUGGACCUGUUCUCAGUGCCUCUGCUCGUUCGCACCAGUGGAGGGUUGCCUUGGCCUUGCUGGGCAUUCCGAUGAAGUCCCCUCCGGGCGAAAUCGCGUUCAACUCUGUUGCGAAUGCCUGCGAAAAAUCGGGAGAGUGGCAGCAAACCAUAGCCGUGGUGGCAACCAUGUCUGACAUUCGUUUGGCGACAGAUUCGUUCUCUUAUUGCACCAUGAUGAGUGCAUUAUGUAAAGGCCAGAAGUGGAAGGAGGUAUUGCUUGUGUACAAGCAGUUGGAGGAAAAAGGGAUUGAGAAGAACACAAUUUUAUGUGGCGCCGCCAUCAACGCUUGUGCCAAAGGCCACCUGUGGAACAUGGCCUCAAAGCUUUUGGCUUCCAUGGCAGACGAACAGAUCCAGCGAAGCUUGGUGACCUUCAGCUCGGUGAUCUCUGCGUUCUCAGCGUCAGCAUGUUGGACAAGGGCCCUGGAGAUCCUCCAAGAGAUGGAGAGGAAAAGCUUGGUUUACCCGGAUCAAAUCGCUUUCAGUGCUUUAAUUGCUGCAUGUGGCAAUGCAAGCCAGUGGAAAGAGGCCGGACACAUGUCCCGGCGCUGUCGCAUGCUAUGA
Molecule: messenger RNA, 609 nt
Organism: Durusdinium trenchii
Lineage: Eukaryota; Dinophyceae; Suessiales; Symbiodiniaceae
Source: the annotation of a GenBank genome assembly